GAUAAUUUUGGAGACCGUCACAUUGUGGUUGCUUGAUUUCAUUCCCUCAGAAUGAAUGUACGGUUAAUGGCAGGUUGCGCUCAAGAUGUGUAUACCUCUCAAAUUAUGAUUUCUGGAGGUUGUCUCCCUGAGAUAUGGUUUUGGCUGAAUGAGAAAACAUGAAGAGAGCUACAUCACCACUUGUGGGAGACGAGAAGAAGCUGAAGAUAGAGGAAUAUCAAGUUGUGACUGAAGGGGUUGAACUGGAGCAAGUAGAGGAACCAUGUGUUACUGAGGAGACAUGCAUUACAGAUGGACUUGUCGUUAACCUGGGAGAAGAUGGCAAUGUCACCACAGAAGAAGUAAAUACACUGACAGAGGAUGGUGAGGUUAUAUCUGAACAGGGGGCUCCACCCCAGUACCAGAACCUUAUCAUCCAGCACAUGGAUAUAGCUGAACCACUCUCCACACUGAAGAGGCUGCUUGAGAUAAGGCUGCAGUGUUCAUUAGCUGGACAUGACUUCUAUUUACAAGAUGACCUUCUGCUGGACUCAAACAAGAGUUUGGUUGACCAGUGUGUGCAGGGGGAAGGAAUGGUCCAGAUCAAUGUAGAAGUGAAAUCACAACCAGGUGUAAAAUCAAAGAUAAACAUCGUGGACAUCUUAAAACCUGCAGAGGAAGUAGAAACUGUGGCAGAACAGGAAGAGACUGUACAAGCUGAGGAAGCUAUAGAGGCAGGAGCUGUUCAGCCACAGGGUAAGGCUCAAUAUGCUGAAGAGGCUGAACAUGUUACUCGCUGGAUCGUUGAUCAGAACUUCAGAAAGGAACAAGAGAGACUGAAAAUUCCUUUUGACCCCAACUUGUGGAAUGAGGCACACGUGCGUCACUGGAUCCAGUGGGCAGUCAAGGAGUUCAAACUUGAGGGUGUCAAUCUUAGUGAUUUCCUGUUCAAUGGCAACAGGCUGUGUGAACUCACACACCCAGAGUUUGUUAACUUAAUUCCCAAAGAUCCUGGCGAUAUCUUCUGGACUCACCUGGAGCUCCUUCGUAAAUGUAAAUUUGUUGCUGUGGUUCAGCAGCAAACACCUCAGGCCAUCACCCACAUCACAGUGUCAACCACAGGGAAAGGUCGCAAUUACAAGUGUGGCUCCAAGUCCAGGUCUCCUCGUCUAUCAGGAGAGGAGAGAAUAACAGGACCAGGGAACCGGACAGGUAACAAUGGUCAGAUACAGUUAUGGCAGUUUUUGCUGGAGCUGCUGACAGACAAAGACUGUCGGGAGGUGAUCACAUGGGUAGGGGAUGAUGGUGAGUUCAGACUGAACAACCCUGAGGUCGUGGCACAGAUGUGGGGAGGCAGGAAAAACAAGCCCACAAUGAACUAUGAAAAACUCAGCAGAGCUUUGCGGUAUUACUACGAUGGAGACAUGAUUGCAAAGGUACAUGGGAAGAGGUUUGUGUACAAGUUUGUGUGUGACCUGAAAAUGCUACUGGGGUAUUCAGCUGGAGAACUGAACCACUUGGUGACGGAGUGUGCUGAGAAAAAACUCAAACUUGUGCGGCAGUCUCUUCAGCCGGGCAUAGUCAGACGAGAUUUCAUGCAAUGACGCUGAACGCUUCACUCAUCAUUGUAAAUAAUUCUCAUCUUCCAUCGUGCCUUUGGAUCCAUCCAUACACAUAUUUGUCUAACCCACAGCGGUGACGUGUCAUGGGUCAUGUGGGCCAACAUUUGUAAGACUAGAAAUGAAAUCAGACAUCUGUGUUUGAUCAUUUGACCAAUACAGCCAGGCAAACACUGCAGGAAUUCUUGGACCAGUCCCAAGUAUACUACAUGGGUUGUGGCUUCUUUAAGCCUCGGGGUAAAAUUUGUUUGAACAGUGGAUCUGGCAGAGAACACAACAAGGCAUGCUCACUUACUAGUGUCUUUGGGCACAGUGGCAGGCCUAAUCUGUAAACAUUUUUAUGUAUUCAACUAAGAUAUCUGAAUGUGGACAGGAUGAACUGUCAAAUAUCAUAUUAGUAUGUUUUGACUUAUUUGAAGGACAAGAUAGCACCGGGUUAAAACAUGUUUCAGCCCAAAGCAGGAUACUCAAGCUUUCUAAAAAGUAUCAUACUUCCUUAUUUUAAUGAGAUUUCACCAAAUAACAUGUAGAACAUAAUGACAAUACUGCCCAAAUGCCUGGCGUGAGUCGAGGCAGCCAUGUUGAGAAUUUUAUCCAAUCAAACAUGUUGGUAUCAGCUUGUGAGGCCUAAGCUGUGACAGAACCUUUACUCCUUCACUCCAUGAAAUGUCUGUGCGAGACAUUUUCAGAUCGUUUACAGUGAUUUAGUUACAUGUAGCUGAAGGGUCAUUUCACAAAGUGUUGUGGGCAGGUUUGUAUCAUUUACGGACCACAACAGAAGUAAAAUCAGUUGAUUUACACACUUUGUUUAAAAUAUUCAACGAUGGUAUCACAAAUUAUGCGAGACAGUAGCAUACCGUCUCAGCCCAAAUCACAUUCAUCUCCCCAAAUGCAUUUUUUGUCGUUCAUUUUAGCAUUUAGUCAGCAGUUUCUAAAUAACAGAUAUCAGAGUCAGUGCAUAAUUUAUUAGGGAUUUCGAGGGUUUAUCGGAAUGAGAAGAGGCAUCUCACCGGACAACGCUUAAAGUGAAUUGAACCUUAUGAUAUAAUUUUUUUUUCUGAAUAUAUUACAAGCUAAGAAUUAAAAUUUUGCUCCUUCGUGUUUCUCGCAUACAAGGGAUGCUUUUUUCUGUUCUCUUUUAUAAAAUAAAUGAAAACUAUUGAAACGUUGUGUUCAAGGCGAGAUGCUUUCUCUGGUGUUCGUGAUAACUAGGUCAGCACUGCUUUCUUCUUAGAACCCAAAAAUUGAAGCAUAAAAUCCAGCGACAGUCGAACGCCUAGAUCAGCCUUAGUGGUACUUAGAUUUAUUUCCUUUUGUUUUAGAAUUGAGUAUGAAUCUAGCUGUACAAAUAUCCUACCCAAAUGUUGUAAACAUUUCAUAGGGGUCAAAAUCACCAGCACAACCCCUCCGGAGGCUACGACCUGUACCAACCAUACCCUGGCUGUGCAUCGGCAGCUAGGCAAUUUAAACUGUUGUUGCCUGUUGUAUUAGUGAAUAAUGAUUAUGGUGGAACGGGCAGUUGUAAAAUACGGAAUAAAACAGUGUUUGUUUAGGACAAGUGAAUGAUAGAAGAAGCGGGUAGCCACUGCUUAUUUUUUUAUCCGGUAGGAUUGUUUGCAAAUUAGAUAUCUCGGUGGAAAGUACUUUUGUAUUUACAAAUUGUUCAAUUUCUUAUUUGCAAAGAAAGAUUAAUUACUGGACUGGUGAAUUACUAGCUUCUCUUUGUCAGAUUUCAUGCCCUUUUCUUGUCAGACAUCAACAAAGUAUGCAUUAAUUACUGAUGAUGGGGUGAAAAUUUGGAUUUUUUUGUUGGACUGUUUACCCCAAGACAAGGAAAAAAACGGUAAAAAUGUUCAUCUAAAUAAAUAUUAGUAACCACAAGUAAUUACAAGAUGUGAUUCGUGCCCUUUUUAAAUAUGCACCUAACAAUGAAGAACAAGAAUACCAUCCCCACCUAGAAGAAUGCUUUUCUUAUUAUUUCUCAGAACAGCUUGUCGCAACGAAUAAGAUGACCUGCAAAUGUUAACUAUCUGCCGCCUUCAUUUAGUAUCAAAAAUCCACGUAAAGAAUGAUGGAGGAAGAAUUAAAGUGGUCUUGGCAGCAAUCCAUUUGUCAGCCAACCUGAAAUGUGCGCUCCAGACCAUGAAGAAAUUUAGCCAGAUCCAGGUACAUUGUGGCAUGAACAGUUAGCCACAAUUUUCUGCUUCUUUGUCUAUGAAUACAAUUCAUAUCUGUCAACAAGCCUGUGCCUAAUAUUCUAAUAUUUAUUUAGUCUUGAAAUAUUUAGACUUGUAUUUUGACAUUUAAAUAACUUUUGUUUUCUGUAUAGAAGAAUAUCCUCCAAAACGAAAGAUUGUGGUUACUGAUUCAGCAACUAAUGACCAAAAUGUAUUGCUGUAGAUUUUAUUUUGAGGAUAAAGAUACAUGUAGGCAACUACUGGGGAAAAAUAUGUUUUGUGAAGCUUUGGAAGCUGAUAUUAGUGGUAUUAUAUUUAAGGCUUCCAGAAAAGUUACCAGUGCUUGUGUCUGACAUAACCUGAUGACAGCCAUUUUUGUUGUUGCACUUCUUGCAGGUUCAGGUUCUUUGGUACUUAAAUGAUAUUGCCAGAGAUGGAGAUUUUUUGAAAUGUUCAAGUAAGCAAUCUCACUUAUGUAUGUUUAGGAUAGUAAUAAAGGUAUAUGUCUGCUGUAUGCAUCUUUUUGCAUGUUGUCUUGUCCCAUUCAGAUUACUGUUCUACUGCUUAUCGGAUGGGGUGCACUCUGUGGAUAUGAGUUAUGACAUUAAUGCUUAUGUAAGUAUACAUGAGAAAGUAAUAACUUGGUGUACGUUUAUUUAUUCUGUAAAACGUGAAGGGGCUGUACUAUAUGAUGCAUUUGAGAACACCAAAACCUAAAUCACUGGUUGAAUUUAUGGCCAAAUAUUCACUACCUGUAAAUCAAUGUGUUUCUGGAAGGCAGCUAAAAUCAUCCUUUCACUUGAAACUCAAUCACUGGUUCAUAUGAUUUGUUGUCUUACGUUGUCCAUGGCUAAAGCCAUUAAUUAUAAUUAAUGUCAUCUGUAUAUUACUUGUUUAUUAUUAUGAUUUAUACCAUUGUUAAUUGAAGGAGUAUGGAGACGGUGUUAUGUAAGAACAAUGUCCAUCAAAAUUACUCAUACACCUCUUUGUUUAUUAUUUAGUUGUAAUAAAACUAUU
This is a messenger RNA of Liolophura sinensis, 4792 nucleotides long. Its product is annotated as GA-binding protein alpha chain-like. Bases 159 to 1583 code for a protein of 474 amino acids. The transcript has 11 exons. Gene Ontology annotation, cellular component: nucleus. Gene Ontology annotation, biological process: regulation of transcription by RNA polymerase II; cell differentiation. Gene Ontology annotation, molecular function: DNA-binding transcription factor activity, RNA polymerase II-specific; sequence-specific DNA binding. The record is from RefSeq and is a predicted model, not a curated record. Lineage: Eukaryota; Metazoa; Mollusca; Polyplacophora; Chitonida; Chitonidae.